Molecule: messenger RNA, 1359 nt
Organism: Pelodiscus sinensis (Chinese soft-shelled turtle)
Lineage: Eukaryota; Metazoa; Chordata; Testudines; Trionychidae
Source: RefSeq, a predicted model, not a curated record
UCUGAGGCUGAGAGAAAAAGGAGGCUGUGUAAAGUGAUCCCCAACCUUGGCUUUUUAGUUAGAUACUCUCAUGUUUUUACAAAUCUAUGAGAGCAGAACUGUAUUUUAAUAAAACAGCUCUAAUCAGGUGGCUCAGUGGGAUUUUGCAAGACUCUCUUGUUGCUGGGUGGAACAGAAGAAUUCUGAUGAUGAUGGGUCUGCAGUGUGAUGUGUUCCUAAGCCAGAUUUUGCUGACUCAUAUAGGAGCAACCACAAUGCCCAGACACAGAGCACUGUAACUGGUUUCCCCACCAACCUCGAAUCAUUCGGUAGCUCAUGCAGUAAAUGGCUGAAAAGGUAGGUUUGAUGUCCAGAGAUGAAGAGGAGAUGCAAAAUAAUGAUGAAAAAUAUCCAUUUCAGGCUUGUUACACCCUCUCCACAGCUGACUGCUGUUCUGCAAAUGAUUUGCUUAGCAGCCCUAAUGAAGAGAGGGAAAGACUGUCUAUUUCAUCUAGCAAGGACAGAGAGUGUAAAAAAACUCUCAUUGGACAACAACUUAUUACUCAUAAUAAGGCACAAAACAUAGCCCCUGGGAUCACUGGCUACCAUUCAACAGAUGCAAAUAUAUCACUAGCUGGAUCAUCUAGUCCAGAGGAAAUCUGUACAUUGAAGCCUGUAGGCAUAUCUUCUCCAUGCCCAGAAAGCCUACACUGUGACCUCAAUAAGUAUUCUGAAGAGUUACAGCCUGCAGUGGUUGCUAAAAAGUCUGAGGAGGCCUCCCAAAAUAUUGCUUCCCUGCUCAGCUGCUGUCGUUCAUGGAGUCCCAGUGCUGCACUAACCUGGAAUAACACAAAGGAAGAUAUGGCCACUUGUAGCCUUGGCCAAACUACUUGGAUGAGGACCAUACAAGUAAAAGGGAUCAUAGAACAGAGAAAACUGGAAGAAAAGGAGAGAUAUCAACUCCAGGUAGCGAUGUAUCGGAGACUUCUGCUUCUGCGCUCAAUUAGGAGUUUACAUAAGCAGCUUGAGCAGCAGCAGUCCAGAUACGACAGUUUAAAAGUGGGUAAAAAUGUCAAGAUCCCAGCAUUUGUAGACUCACCACAAGUCCUGCCUGAUCAGAAAAAGAAUGUUCACUUGUGGCCUCAAGUCCUAAGUAAAGUGUUAGAAGCAACAGAGGUGGAAAUAAGUGAAUUGGAGGGAAAGGCUUAUCCAGAUAGCGAUGAAGAAACUGUGAAAGAAGAGUAUCUACCAAAGACUUUGUCAUUGGGAUCUAAUUAUCAGCAAGUCAUUAUGAAUAAUCUAGGUGGUAUUGAUGCAGUGAAGAAGCUUUGGCUUCCUUGCUGUUUCCUGUUGGAGAUUGCCAGAAAUCAGACUAGCUGA